AUGGAACCUAAUGAAAUGCCUGCUGUCCACCACUGCCCCUCAGACUCUGCCACAGAGGGUGAGGCCAGAGUCCCCCAGGGCUUGGAGCUUAUCCCUAGGAGAGCUGUCAGUCGUUCUCCAACCUGCGCCCGCUGCCGCAACCACGGCGUCACUGCCCACCUCAAGGGUCACAAGCGCCUCUGCCUCUUUCAGGCUUGCGAAUGUCACAAAUGUGUCCUCAUCCUGGAGCGCCGAAGGGUCAUGGCUGCCCAGGUGGCCUUGCGUAGGCAGCAGGAGGCACAGCUAAAAAGGCACCUGGCUCAGGGACUGAUGAGAGGGGCAGCCCCUCCCAAAGCUCCCAACCGUGUCAAGAAAGGAGCCACGCGACCAGGGGUACCCUCUGAAAAGGAGAACAUAGUGCCCCAGCCUCAGACUCUCCAUGGGGCAGUCCCACUGGCACUGACACCCCCUGGGAAGAACUCCCGGGGGCCUCUGCUGCUUAGCCGUCCUCCGGAAGCCUUGCCUUUGCCAUGGACUCCGGUGCCUCCAGGUGCUUGGGCCCCUGGACACUGGCUGCCUCCGGGCCUUUCCAUGCCACCUCCAGUGGUGUGCCGCUUGCUAUGCCAAAAACCUGCUGUCCCUCUGCAUCCCUUCUCUGGCUUUGACCCUGGCACCACCCUCCAGCUACCCAGUCAUGGACCCCUCCCACCCUGCCCAGGAUCUCGCCCAAUACUGACAGCUCCUCCUCCUGGAGAACCCCAAGGGUCCUCUGCCCUGCCCCGCACAUGCUCAACUUUGAUACUUCAGCCCUGUGGCACCCCAGAUCCUCUUCUGCUACAGCCACAGGCCCCUGGAACCUCUUGCCUGUCGUGGACCUCUGGCCCCUCAGAGCGACAGCUGCAGCGGGAGGCAGCUGAGGCUCUUGUGGGGCUGAAAGAUUCAUCCCAGGCUCCCCGCUUGACCCCUUCUGUCCCCCCCAACUCUGCCUGGAUCUCCCUGCUCCACCCCUGUGGCCCACCAGCUCCUGCUGGAGGAAGAGGAUUCCAGCCUGUUGGUCCCUCUCUCCGACCCAGCCCAGCCCCCUCCGUGGCUCUGCAUAUUGGGCGUCUGGGGUCCAUCUCCCUCCUAAGCUAG
Molecule: messenger RNA, 1113 nt
Organism: Pteropus alecto (black flying fox)
Lineage: Eukaryota; Metazoa; Chordata; Mammalia; Chiroptera; Pteropodidae
Gene: DMRTC2
Product: DMRT like family C2
Exons: 8
Coding region: 1-1113 (370 amino acids)
Biological process (GO): regulation of DNA-templated transcription
Cellular component (GO): nucleus
Molecular function (GO): sequence-specific DNA binding
Source: RefSeq, a predicted model, not a curated record